Messenger RNA from Quercus robur (English oak), 1739 nucleotides. Its product is annotated as KIN17-like protein. Gene Ontology annotation, cellular component: nucleus. The transcript is spliced from 2 exons. Lineage: Eukaryota; Viridiplantae; Streptophyta; Magnoliopsida; Fagales; Fagaceae. Gene Ontology annotation, biological process: DNA replication; DNA damage response. The record is from RefSeq and is a predicted model, not a curated record. Gene Ontology annotation, molecular function: double-stranded DNA binding. The coding region runs from base 453 to 1616 and encodes 387 amino acids.
UUCUCCUCUUCCUCUAUCUUUUGUCUCUUUCCUCUUCCCCUUUCUUCUCUGAAUUCUCCAUCUCAGAACUCUCUCUACCGGAACCUUAGUCACAGCGAAGCCCAUGACUUGAUCACCGGCAUCAACAGCACCACCACGCAAGGUCUUCCCGAUUCCCACCGCAAGAUUGACCCCAUCAGCGCCGUCAACGGACUCUCGCCCCUUCUCUCUUAAAUCAGAACCCACACGGUGGUGGUGGUGGUGCUUCGAUCUAGAUCUUGCCUUCAACGGAGGACUCUCUCAUCCUCUUUACCGCGGCGUUGUGGAUCGUGGCACGACAUUUGGAUUCAAAUAUUAUGAUAUGAUUUGGGGAAAUUGGAUUAGGAUUUUAGGGUUUCUUCGUUGAUUUUCGAUUCCGCCAUUGAAGGCAAAGAAAUCAAAUCCAUCACAGUACAACACAGCUAAAAAUCUCAAUGGGGAAGAACGAGUUCCUAACCCCAAAAGCGAUCGCGAAUCGGAUCAAAGCGAAGGGGCUCCAGAAGCUCCGAUGGUACUGCCAGAUGUGCCAGAAGCAAUGUCGCGACGAGAACGGUUUCAAGUGCCACUGUAUGAGCGAGAGCCACCAGCGUCAGAUGGAGGUCUUCGGCCAAAACCCGACCCGAAUCGUCGAAGGAUACUCCGAAGAAUUCGAAAGCACUUUCUUGGACCACAUGAAGCGUAGCCACCGGUUCAGUCGCAUCGCCGCCACCGUCGUUUACAACGAGUACAUCAACGAUCGCCACCACGUCCACAUGAACUCGACCGAGUGGGCCACGCUCACUGAGUUCGUCAAGUAUCUCGGUCGAACCGGCAAGUGUAAGGUCGAGGAAACCCCUAAAGGUUGGUUCAUUACGUAUAUAGAUAGAGAUUCGGAGACUUUGUUCAAAGAGAGAUUGAAAAAUAAGCGAAUCAAGGCCGAUUUGGCCGAGGAAGAGAAGCAAGAGAGAGAGAUUCAGAAACAGAUCGAGAAAGCCGCGGAGUUAUUCACCGAGCCUCCAAAGCCUCUCGAGGCUGAACCUGUUAGGGAAUUGAAACCCGAAGCUGGUGUCAAGAUCGGUUUGAAGCUCGCAUCGUCGAAUUUGAAGCCGAAAGAGAGGGGAGAGGGUUCGAAAUUGGUGUUUGAUGAAAUGGAAACCGAUAGCAAAGCCAGUGUGGCGAAGACUACGAAUAAUAAUAAUAAUUCGGUUUUGGGGGAGAUGAUGAGGGAGGAGGAGAUGAAGAAGGAGAGGAUUAAUAGGAAGGACUAUUGGUUGUGUGAGGGAAUUGUUGUUAAGGUUAUGAGCAAAGCUUUGGCCGAGAAGGGUUACUAUAAGCAAAAAGGGGUUGUGAAGAAAGUGAUUGAUAAGUAUGUUGGGGAAAUUGAGAUGCUUGAGAGUAAGCAUGUGUUGAGAGUUGAUCAGUUGGAGCUCGAGACCGUGAUUCCGCAAAUUGGGGGACUCGUGAAGAUUGUGAAUGGGGCGUAUCGUGGCGCGAUUGCCAAGUUGUUGGGGGUUGAUACGGAGAAGUUUUGCGCCAAGGUGCAGAUAGAGAAGGGUGCUUAUGUUGGUAGAGUGCUUAAAGCUGUUGAGUAUGAGGAUAUUUGUAAACUUGCCCAGUGAGUUUGAUUAGAAAAAUGAUAAAUGGAUUAUAUAUUGGCUAUGUUUAGUUGUUUGUCAAAAUUUCAUUCUGUUAAGAAACUUUAAUCUGUUGAAUGAAUGUAUGAUGUUUCUUGUGUUCUUAAA